AGAAAAGCGAAUAGUAUAGAAUAAUAUAAAACGAAUUAAAAGUGAAGAAUCGUUAAACAUGAAGAAUUACAUAUCAGACAUAAUGAAGCGGAGGUGUCACAAACGAAACACUAUGACGGAAAUGAUGCGGGCAGUCAAAGGAAGAAGAGAAAUAAGAGCCGGGUCAGGAGACUGAGUAAGGCGCCCGAGAGAAGAACAGCACGCGAAUAAGAGACAAGAGUGAAAGAUAUAAAAGAGAGAGAGAGAGAGAGAGAGUGGAGUGAGGGGAAACAGCGCGCGCCGAGGCAGGAAAGAGAACGUAAGAGCCGCAACGCGAAAGAAGACAAACCCGACGAGAGUAAAAGAAGAAUCCCCCCCCCCAUUCGCGCGCCGCCGGUACGUUCCAGUCGUACUGUCCUCAGGCUCUCCGCGCGUCUGCGUCUGGUUGUCCCUCUGUGUUGGUAGCCCCCGGAACCGUCCUCGUCGGCGUAGUCGUCGUCGUCGUCGUCGUCGUCGUCGUCUACCACGUCGGUGGCAGAGGUUGGCAAAUAGUGGGGGAUGCGGGGGGCGGUUGGCCAAACCGCCGCCACCCGGAGGGAAGGUUUGAAAGGCGUAGACAGUGUUAGCCUGCCGUCCAAUAGCGAGAACAGCCGCCCUGGUGGCUCCGCCAACCGGAUAGUCGGUUGUGCGCACAGAACGCCCAUCCUCCCCGUUUGUCGGGCUCCCACUGAUGUUUUUAUUUAUUACAUCUGUGACUGGGUAGGGAAAUACUCCCGACUCGACCGAGAGAGCGUUUGCUACUUUGAGAACGAGCGACGCGCGUCCCUGCGAGUUACCGCGGCAGCCGCCUCCGUCGUCAUCGUCGCCGCCGCCGCCACCACCGCCGUUGUCGUCGUCGUCGUCAUCCUCGCUGUCAUCUCAUCAUUGACAUUAUCACAGUCAUAUCUCGUAUACACGGUUCUCUCAUAUUUUCGCGUGUCUUUUAUCCCGGUAUAAUCGUCGUGGUGUAGCCGUUUUUCGUUUAUUGUGAUAUCAAGACAUCAUCGUCGUGAGCUAGUGAACAAGUUGCUACAUCUCGCUGAUAAACUCAGUGCCGAGGACUGUUGUUGUUCACGCAAUAACUGUCGUCGUUAUCGUCGUCGUCGUCGUCGUCGUUGUUGUUGUUGAAAGCGAGCUAUCGAGUUUUCGCGAUGGAUCGAUAAAAAUCAGAUAUCCGCGUAGUGGACUAAAAAAUUGUUAUGGACACAGAGGUUUACGUGCGUGUGAGGAUUGAAGAAAUCGUGCGGUUUGACUUGUGCCGAGACGCGCAACGCUUACUUGCAGUGAUAAGCGGGGCACGUUUGAAGAGUGCUAGUAUAGCGCAAUUUUAAAAUCGUAAAUCAAUUUGCGGAACACGUUAAUUGUCAUCGAAGAAAGCUUACAAAGAGGAUCGGAAGAAACAUGCUUUAACAUGCAUUGAAACGAUUCACGCUGCAACGUUCGAUAGUCGCACCGCGAUAUUCGCCAACGGGCGAACACAGUGACGACAUUGAACGUCAGAGACACGGACCGUAUCGCUGGCGACAAGGACGUGUCUCGUUGUCUCUACGAGGAAGAACCGGGACGCGCGUUUCCGAUCCUCCAUGGAUCACGGAGCGAUGGACAGCUCUUCCGAUCACAGCAGCCGUGCCAGUCCCGUAACCGGCAGUCCGAAACAUCCGCACAGCCCGUCGACGCAGCAGAGUCAGCAACAGCAGCUCCACGGCAAUCAGCAUCAAGCGCCGCCGUCUCAUCAGCAGUCGCACGGGCGCGAUCAGAUCCGCGAUCAUCAACAGCAGCAGCAGCAUCGCGGUGUACCGACACCGGGAUCGCCCACGAGAGGUUCGCCACCUCAGGGUCUUCCUCUGAGUCCACCGCCGUUGUCGGCCGGAGGUGGACCUGGGGCACCGCCGGGAAUGGUCCCUCGUAUGCCGGGAUUACCGCCGCCGGGACUGGGACUACUGGGCCAGCUCGGCGGUAUGCUGAGCGGUCACCAUGGCUCGCCGUUGGAGCUGAUGGCGGCUCAUCACGCGGUUUUACCGCCACGAUCAUACAACAGCCCGCCGCCGAUCAGUACUAGCGAUCCUACCGCUAACGAGUGCAAGUUGGUCGAUUAUCGCGGCCAGAAGGUCGCGGCGUUUAUUAUCGCCGGCGACACGAUGCUCUGUCUGCCUCAGGCCUUCGAGCUAUUUCUCAAACAUCUCGUGGGCGGCCUUCACACAGUCUACACCAAGCUCAAGCGGCUGGAUAUCGUACCGUUGGUGUGUAACGUCGAGCAAGUUAGAAUCUUACGUGGUCUCGGAGCCAUUCAACCCGGCGUCAAUCGGUGCAAGCUGCUCAGCUGCAAGGACUUCGACGUUCUUUACAGGGACUGCACCACGGCCAGAUCAACUUGGUAUUCUUCGACUCCGUCGUUGCGCAUUACAUCGUACCGCUCCAGGCCAGGAAGACCCCCAAAGCGAGCUUCCGUUGGACUGAGCCUCGCGGCCAGCCACCUAGCCGCGGCGGCUGGCCAUCAUCCUCAACACUCCCUGAAGAAGCACAGGAUGGACAACGGCGAUUAUUACGAGAACGGACACCUCGACGUACCGAGGAUGGAGAAGUCACCGCUUCUGGCGAACGGAUACAAUCAUCCACCCACGCACCUGAGCCACAUGCAGUUCAUGCAACUCGGCGGACACCCAGGUGCGGGACACACCGCCAUCCUGUCACCGGCCAGUCUGCCUCAUCACCUGCAGGCGCAGGCGCAGGCUCGUGCCGAGCAAGGUCUCAAGGUCAACCCGAAUAUGACCAAUAUGGAAGCCCUCGCGAGGUCCGGGACGGUUUGGGAAAACUGCCGAGCUGCCUACGAAGAUAUUGUCAAACAUCUCGAAAGGCUCCGCGAGGAGAGAAGCGACGCCGAGAGAGCGCUGGCUUUGGACCACAAACCCAGGGAUCUCAGCUCGCACAAUGGUUCCUCAAACGGUCACAGCCCAGUCUUAAAUCUCUCAAAAACAGCGGGAAGCGGAAGUGUGGGCGAGCAAUCCGGAAGCGAGGCAGGCGCGUCGCACCGUUCUCAAGAUGACGAGGAGGAGGACGAUAAUCUAUCGGAGGACCUCGAGGAUGACAACGAAAAGGACGAAGAUUUGUCGGACGUGCCGGAGAAUUUGCCGUUGCCGGCACCGGGUUCGGAAAGUCCACCCCAGGCCCUCAACUACUCGCAGAUAGCCUCGGCGGCGGUCGCCGUGUCUCAGAGCGCCCAGGACCCCUCGGUCUCGAGUACGGAGACCCUGCUAAGGAAUAUCCAGGGCCUGCUCAAGGUCGCGGCCGACAACGCGAGGCAGCAGGAGAGGCAAAUCAACUACGAGAAAGCCGAGCUGAAAAUGGAUGUUCUACGGGAGCGGGAGGUCAAGGACAGCCUGGAGCGGCAGUUGCAAGACGAGCAGAAGGUGCGAGUGGUUUAUCAGAAACGGUUAAAGAAGGAACGGAGAGCGAGGAAACGGCUGCAGGAGCAAUUGGACUUGGAGAUCAAGAGGCGCACACAAUUGGAAGAGGCUCUCAAAGCUACGGGAGCAUCCUCGGAACAAGUCAGAGCGAUCACCGAAAACGUCACGGCGGAAGCGCGCACGAGUUCGGAAGCGCCGGAGGGUAGCCCGGUGCAUUCCCAGUCGCAACAGCAGCCCUCGCAGCAACAGCCGUCGCAGCAACCCCUUCAGCAGCAGCAAACAGCGGCCCAGCAAUACCGGGAGGCGCAAGUGCCGCGUCCGUCUCAGCAGCCAUCGACGCCGGAGAAGCCCGCAUGGGGAUACGGGCUGGAUCUCAUCGGUAGCCAGGCGUCGGCUUUCUGGCAAAACUACCAAGAAUCACUGGUGCAGGAACUCGAGCUGGAAAGAAAAUCGCGGCAGCACCAAGCGGCCGAGAGGGACCAAGUCAAGUCUCCUCUUCAAGAAUCGCGAACGGGUUACUACAAGAACUCCGUUUUGUUUACGAGCGCGACCUAGAAGAGGCCGGACGAGGGCAGGCGAGGGCAGCAGGCAGAACGUGCAGCGAGCAGCCGAAGCGAGUGAUCGAUCGAACGACGAAAGGGAAGUGAGGAUUCGAGAGGCUACGAGAGAGAUGAGCGAAUCUACGCAACGAGAAAAUCUUCGCAGGAAGAACCGUGACGGGAGACCGCGACAGGAAACCCGCGCGGGAGACGAUUCGUAACUUCCGAUGUGAUGACUCGCGCGAGUGUCAACAGUGCGAAGUGUCAAGAAUGCCGAGUAUCGAGAGGCUACGAGAGUAUCUUACAUCGUCGGAAGACGCGUAAGUUUUUCUGAACAGGAUUACGCGAACGUGAUCGAUGAGCGAUAAGCAAACAAUAAGCGACCGCUUUCGCACACCUUGUAUAGAGCUACGAUUAGCAGCGUUCGACCGACGGUCGAAAGGGACACUCGAGAAUUAAGCGGGGCCCCUCGAACCGAGAUUGGUCCGGCAAAAAUUCGCGAUUAACGAUAAGAAGGACGCGGACCGAUCGCACACAUAUCAUCAACGGACGCGAUAUUUUCGCCACGCUACCUGCGACUCCCCGAUUCGCGUUCGCGGUGAUCGUGGAAUCGCGCCGUUCGUUUGAUUGACGACAAAAAAAUAGAGAUAUUCUCUCUAAAUGUACGUAUCAUCGAUUAUACCCGUGAAUGAUGACCGAACACAUCAUUUUGUCUCGUACCGAGACGAUCGCGGAUCGUAGGCGAGACAGUAAGAGAAAGCGAGAGUGAAGAGAGAGAGAGAGAGAGAGAGAGAGAGAGAGAGAGAGAGAUUAACAGAACGAGAGAAUGAGAGAAGCAGAUGAGAGGGAGAGAAAAGAGGCAUAUUUCUAAAGACUGCUGGAGAGUGCGUGCGCGCGUGCAUGCGUUCCUAGAGGUACCUAUCUCCUAAUUAUCGAGCGAAUUAAUUAGCUAAUCGUUUUUAAGAGAUUCCGGGCGAUCGGGCGCGCCGUGUCGCAGUUGCGCGCAUCGCGAGGCGCGCGCCGAUAUUUCGAGUAUUAUUAUCAUUAUUAAUAUUAUUAUACAUCGCGGCGACGCGGGGCCCAAUCCGAUCGCCAUUGCGAAACGAAUAGUCGAGUCGUGGAUCUGUUCGUCGCGAUAACCGGUUUCGAUAAUCGACGUCGGCUGAAGACGUCGCGCUUGUAUCGCGCUGAUCGAGGCGGAUAUCGCGAUGAUUUUCGAAAAUGCCGAUCUCUCGCCGGACGAAGGCGCGAAGACGUGCCGUCUUUUUGUAAAAUGCGCGUAAGAGCGCAAAGAGUAACGAAUAUCUCUUCUGGAUUCGGCACGGGACGUGAUUAGAACCGCGACUCGAGCGCUGUAUCAUAGAAAAACGAGAGAAAGGGAGAGAGAGAGAGAGAGAGAGAAUGACGUGAUGAGAAAAUGAGCGAGUAAACGGGAGAGAGAAAGAACGAGCGAUAGGUAUAGAAAAAUCGCGAGGGAGAGAAAGAGGGGGAGAAAAUGAGAGCGGAAGAGAGCGAGAGAAAGAAAGAGAAUGACGAAAACGGAAACACAACGGAGGAUUCUCUCCUAGCGUCUUAUAAAUCGUAACAACACCUUAUUUAUAUAAAUAACUUAGUUACUACCGAAACAAGUAAGUCUAAUCCAUAUUGCGUGUGUCCCGCGUUUGCGUUGACCGCCCGAAGAUCCGGCGAAAUAUCUCUUGGCACGAUGAUCCUCGUGUGCGGUGAUGUAGAGAGAGAGAGAGAGAGAGAGAGAGAAAAAAAGAAAAGUUAACGGGAGAGAGAAAAAAAGAUAUUUCGAUAGAUUGGGCGAACGCGCCGAAUGCACUAGGAAAAAGACUGAGGAUAUUUCCCCGGAGGGAGGCGGUCCCCGUAUUUAAGAUCCAUGUACAAAGUCUUUUGCCGUAAGGUUCUUGUGUUGUAAAGUUCACAUAAUCAUAGUGUCUAGUAUCGUACCAGCUAAAGCCCGUUAAGACGAUGCUAAACGUAGAGAAACGAAAAUUUAACCACCGAUAGCUGAUCCGUAUUUGCCAUCGCCGCUACCGAUUAAAGAAGGGAAGGAAAUCAAGAGGUUUGGCGCGUUCACAUAGCGUUCUUCACGAUCAAGAAUCGCUUGAUUGUCGCAGCAACGACAACUUUGCCGAUACCAAAUAGUACAAAUUAAAUUUCGUGGACAGAGAGCAAUCGAUCGAACCUGUUUCUCAGCCAGACGAAGCAACAUCCGACGGCUAUCGGGCCGAUCACGCGCAAACCAUCACUGUAGAUAUUUAAGACUCAAAAAGGAAAAAAAUGACGAAAAUUUUGUCUCCAAAAUCGUUUGGUUUUUCGGCUCGACAAACUGAGAUAAUUGCCGUAUGGCGAUUCUUAAUCGAGGAGGAACGUUAUUAGAUUGAAAAUGAUAAUAAAAGAUGAAGUGUGUGAACAAGGGAAGAGCGUGACGGGGCGGGGGUUAGGUGGGAAGGGGGAAGGGGGGAAGAGGAAAACACCGUCGUCGCCACUGCGAGUCACGGCGACUAGCGACGCCGAUUUCUCGACCGGACUUAUACAAUCUAGUAUCUCGAGGCAAGAAGUGUAUUCAUUGUAAUUCAGCAUUAUUACCUAUAAAUAAAUAGUUGUUAUUGUAA
Cataglyphis hispanica is the source of this 6582-nucleotide messenger RNA. RefSeq names its product dachshund homolog 2 (gene dac). The record is from RefSeq and is a predicted model, not a curated record. The transcript is spliced from 13 exons. Lineage: Eukaryota; Metazoa; Arthropoda; Insecta; Hymenoptera; Formicidae. Bases 1602 to 3977 code for a protein of 791 amino acids.